Molecule: messenger RNA, 2764 nt
Organism: Xiphophorus hellerii (green swordtail)
Lineage: Eukaryota; Metazoa; Chordata; Actinopteri; Cyprinodontiformes; Poeciliidae
Product: occludin
Exons: 8
Coding region: 1-1638 (545 amino acids)
Biological process (GO): snRNA transcription by RNA polymerase II; positive regulation of transcription elongation by RNA polymerase II; bicellular tight junction assembly
Cellular component (GO): transcription elongation factor complex; membrane; bicellular tight junction
Molecular function (GO): cis-regulatory region sequence-specific DNA binding
Source: RefSeq, a predicted model, not a curated record
AUGUUUGACAAGCAACAUUACGAGAGUCCACCAGUCUACAGCCCCCCCUACAGCCCGCCGUCCAACAAUGGCUUCGGUCCUGCCGGCAGCUUCCAUGGCCCUCAGAGUGACUACAACGCAUACCCACCUCCGCCGGGAUCUUACUACAUCGAAGACCGGCCGCAGCACUUCUACAAAUGGCGGUCACCUCCUGGGAUCAUCAAGGCCAUGAUGGCUACAGUGAUAGUGUUGUGUCUGGCCAUAUUCGCCUGCGUCGCUUCGACUCUAAUGUGGGAUAUGCAGUACUCAUAUGGAGGCGGCUACUACGGCUCCGGUCUGGGCUACGGCAGUGGCUACUCUGGAGGCAGCUACGGCUCGUCCUACGGAGGCCUUGGAGGUUACGGAGGUUAUGGAGGUUAUGGAGGCUAUGGGAACUACUACGGCUCCUACGUGUCUCCUUACUCAGCCAAAACUGCCAUGAUUGCCAUGGCAGCUGUCAACUUUAUCGGCUGUAUGUCAUUCUUCAUCGCCAGCUUCUCUAAGUCCAGUGUUGUCCGUGGCCGAAAGUACUUCCUGGCCGUCCUUAUAGCCAGCGUUCUCAUGGGGGUCUUGCAGGGCAUCAUGACCAUUGUCUACAUUGUCGGAGUAAAUCCCAUGGCCCAGAGCUCUUCCAACAUUAUGUAUAAUCCGAUGCUCAUGAUGUGUCAGAACCUCUAUCAGACCAGCUACUCACAGAUGGGAGGACUGGGAGGUUUUCCUAUGUACAACCAGUACCUGUACCACUACUGUUUUGUGGACCCCCAGGAGGCGAUUGCCAUGGUGUGUGGAUUCCUGGUGGUCAUUGCUUUGGGCGUCGCUGCUUUCUUUGCUCAGAAAACAAGAGGGAAGAUCUGGCGCUACGGAAAACCAAAUAUCUACUGGCAAGAGCCUCUAGUUGGUGGGAAAACGUCAGAAGGCAGAGACGUAGAGGAAUGGGUGAACAAUGUGGAGGAAAGCCGCAGCGUUCAGGAUGCGCCGACUCUGCUGGUGUCCGAGAAGGGAGGCGGUUUGCUCAACGCCUCAGCCAACAGUGUCAGCUCCUUCCCCCCCGCCAAGGUGGACAGCACCUCCUACAACGAAGAUGAUAACCAAUACUCUGAAAAAAUGACGAGCCGUCCAUUAGAGGGGUAUUCCCACGGCGGCAGGACGAGCUCCAGCCCCUCGGAGGAAACGGGAGGCCGCCGGCCGGCCGCCAACAGGGGCAAGAGGCGCAGACGCAACCCUGACAUGGACGAGUCCCAGUACGAAACGGAGUACACAACUGGAGGAGAAACAGGAAACGAACUGGAUGCAGAGGAAUGGGAGAGUGUGUACCCGACGAUAACUUCAGAUUCUCAGAGGCACGAAUACAAGAGAGAGUUUGAUUCAGACCUGCGAGAAUACAAGCGCCUGUGUGCAGAGAUGGACGACAUCAACGACCGGCUGAACAAACUCAGCCGGCAACUGGACACACUCGAUGAGAGCUCAGCUAAAUACCAGGUUGUUGCAGAGGAAUAUAAUCAGCUGAAGGAUCUGAAGCAGACUUCAGAGUACCAGUCUAAGAAGAGGGAGUGCCGCAGGCUGAGGCACAAACUGUUCCACAUCAAGCGAAUGGUGAAGGACUACGACAAGAACCACUGAAGGGUCCGCUCUGUUCCAACUCUCCGCUCGGUGGGCCGCACUGCAAAAACCACUCACCCAUUGCCACAUCGAGCUACACUCCCUAAUACUUCAGAGACUGCAGCAUGCUGAGGCCAAAGUUACAGCACACACACACACACAUCCAGACUCACACUGCAUUCAGUACAAAGCACAGAGAGCUUACCUGGGAAAAUAAUGAUUAAGAGUUGUGUUUACUUUGAUUUUCUGAUCACUAACCGUCAUUCGUCUGCUUAUUGGAGCAAAAUGAAGGCGGUGUGGACAGUGGUAGCCUCUCCUGAUAGAACAGAGGAGAAAGCAGUCGUUUGAAACCGAUUUUCAGUCAGCUGAGGUAACAACAAGCUGUGGACGCAGGCAGAGGUUGAACUGCUAACAGGGAUUGUUUGGCAGCAAAUAUGCAGCUCUGUUAAUCUUUGGUGUAGUCUUUGUUGCAGACGUGCUUCACUUGAGCUUUUUUCACAUAAGUGUCAGUAUUUGCAGCCACCUUAACCAUCAGAGAACUGCCAGCCUGUGGGAACGUUGUACUGUUUUUGUUUUUUUAUUGACUCAUAACUGUGAUCAGACCAAAAAGUGGAUAAAACUACCAUUGUGGUAUACUGUGUUGUACUGUACAUACUUUAAAGGAAUUAAUUUCAUACUACAUAUCAAGAACAAACAGAAAUUAUAUCAGAUUGUAGAGCAUUGUUAUUAUUAUUAUAUACGGACGACUUUUUAAUCAGUGUCAUUUAAAAUCUGGUUAGUAAAAUAAAUCAAACUGGUUUUAUGUUCUCUAUCAUGAGCACUCCACUGUAAACCUGCCCUCAAACAUGUUCUUCAUUUCAAUCUGCUGUAAUAUUCCAAUUUUUCUGUCAAAUGCAAAAAAAAAAAAAUCUGCUGUAGAUUUUAAAAUUGCCUUUAAUUUGUUUUGCAUUUUCAUUUUUAUGGAGAUUUUUAUUGUCUUUUUAAAAAACUGUUUUUGAGCCAUUUAUUUUUGUAAGACAUUUAUUUUCAUUGUUGCGUCAUAAAAUACUUGUUGUUUUUUUUCUUUUUUUAACUGUGCACCUGCAUAAAUUAUGUUGUCUACAAAGCGUUAAUUUAGCACCUAAUAAAUAUCUAAUUCUCAACAACA